AAAUAUGUUAGCGAAUUGUCAACAGUGCGAGAUUGCGCCACCGAGUGUGUUGAGAAGGAAAUCUGGGAGACGCAAACCUACUGCUGCAAUACAGAUGGCUGCAAUGGGUCCACCAAUUUGCAAGUUUCCAAACCGCUGCUCUUAUUACCGUUAAUAUAUUGCGUGUACAAAUCGUUUGUGGUUGCUUUCAGGGAGCAGCGGCACUAA
Molecule: messenger RNA, 207 nt
Organism: Rhagoletis zephyria (snowberry fruit fly)
Lineage: Eukaryota; Metazoa; Arthropoda; Insecta; Diptera; Tephritidae
Source: RefSeq, a predicted model, not a curated record